This is a messenger RNA of Gorilla gorilla gorilla (western lowland gorilla), 662 nucleotides long. RefSeq names its product CMT1A duplicated region transcript 15 protein-like. The coding region runs from base 111 to 479 and encodes 122 amino acids. The record is from RefSeq and is a predicted model, not a curated record. NCBI's taxonomy places the organism in Eukaryota, Metazoa, Chordata, Mammalia, Primates, Hominidae. The transcript is spliced from 3 exons.
ACAGCUCACUUGGUGGGAGUCGCUCAAGAGAGCAAGAUGUUCUCGUGUUGCUUCCCCACUUCGAGAGGUUGCUGCUUCAGGAACGGAGGGAGUGAGAGCCUUUUCCGACGAUGCCGAAGAAGGCUCAUCCCUCACCCCAGACGCCUGUCGCCCGUUGUAAUAAGGCGCAUCCAGCUCCUGGUCCAUGUGCAGAAGUAAGAGCACUGCCAGCACCAGCGGCGGAGCCAGAGCCAGCAUGGGAAGAGGCCCCUCCAGAGAGAGUGCUGGAGCUGGAGGGAGCUCCAGCCAAGGACCAGACCAACGAGGAGCUGCCUGAAAUCACGGAGGUGCCGGAGAGCAUUAAAAGAAGGCUGGGAAGAAGAGUUCCAGCAGCUACUCCUGCUCCCAGAGGCAACCUCCUCCUCCAGGCAUGGAUGCGGGUCCACAGCUGGGCAUCCAGGCUGUUUGCCCCUAAUGUGCUGCCCGGGACAGGCCCUUAACAGGCGGGCAGUGGGUGAGGGGACCAGGAGGUGGCUCCAAAGGGUAAAGCAAACAAAGCUUUUAAAGACAGCCGUUGUGCCCCAGGCUCUCCAUGCCGCCACCUGCCCUACCAUUUAUUAAUAGUGUUAGAAUUACAAGUUGAUGAAACGAGAUUACAAUAAAGUUUGAUUUCUGAAACUUCA